Molecule: messenger RNA, 2317 nt
Organism: Solea solea (common sole)
Lineage: Eukaryota; Metazoa; Chordata; Actinopteri; Pleuronectiformes; Soleidae
Gene: mri1
Product: methylthioribose-1-phosphate isomerase 1
Exons: 6
Coding region: 368-1429 (353 amino acids)
Molecular function (GO): S-methyl-5-thioribose-1-phosphate isomerase activity
Source: RefSeq, a predicted model, not a curated record
CGAGGCGGCGGCUUCCUGCUCGUGUGAACACGUGGUUCCGUGUCUGCUUCCCUACUUAUCUGUCACUGAAAGGUUCUUCCCUCACUCCUCCACCACCACCACCUCUUCUUCACCUUUUCACACAACACAGCAGACCUGCUGCUGCUCCUCUUCUUCCUCGAAACCACGGUGACUUCCGCGUGUUUCCGCCUCAGAGAGAGUGAAAGUGUGUGUGUGUGUGUGUGAGAGAGAGAGAGAGAGAGGGUGAGAAAGAGGAGUGAGUGCGUGUGUGUGCGCGCACCCGCCCGCCCGCAACCGGUCCGUCCGCGAUAUCCCCCCCCCUCCCCUCCCCUCCCACAUCCCCACUAUCCCGACUCGUUCUUCGGUCAUGACGCUGGAAUCGAUCCGUUACCGGGCCGGGUCUCUGCAGGUCCUCAACCAGCUGCUGCUGCCUCACCAGACCGCGUACGAUGAGAUCCGCACUGUGCAGGACGCCUACGAGGCCAUCAAGUCCAUGAAGGUACGCGGCGCCCCUGCCAUAGCCAUCGUCGGUUGCCUCAGCCUGGCUGUGGAGCUGCGGGCAGGUGUUGGCGGGGAUGACCCUGUGACCUUCAUCAGGGAGUCUCUGUGUCACCUGACCUCAGCCAGGCCCACCGCGGUCAACAUGGGCCGUGCCGCCCGCGAGCUGAUGGAGUUUGCUGAGAACGAGAGCAUGGAGAAGAACUCGGAGCAGCUUCGAGAAAGUGUCAUUGCCUGGAUCGAAGACAUGCUGGAGCGCGACGUCAAUGACAACAGGAAGAUCGGCAACAACGGCGCACAGCACAUCCUGUCCGGCGUCCCGAGGGACUCUGUGACCAUCCUCACACACUGCAACACCGGCUCACUAGCCACAGCUGGAUAUGGGACUGCACUGGGCGUGGUGCGAAGCCUCCACGCGCUGGGGAGGCUGAAGCGCGUGUACUGCACGGAGACGAGACCGUACAACCAGGGAUCCAGGCUGACGGCGUAUGAGGCAGUGGCGGAGGGAAUCCCCGCCACGCUUAUCACGGACAGCAUGGCGGCUCUCACCAUGAGAGAAAUGGACAUCACAGCUGUGGUGGUGGGUGCAGACAGGGUGGUUGCCAACGGGGACACGGCCAACAAGGUGGGCACGUACCAACUGGCCAUCUCCGCGAAGCACCAUGGGAUUCCCUUCUACGUGGCUGCACCCAGCACGUCGUGCGACUUGAGCCUGGAGAGCGGCAGAGACAUCAUCAUCGAAGUGCGACCCCCUGAGGAGCUCACCAGUAUAAAUGGAGUCCCCAUAGCAGCAAAGGGUAUCGAUGUCUGGAACCCGGCGUUUGACGUGACUCCUCACCAGCUCAUCACAGGAGGCAUCAUCACAGAGCUGGGAGUCUUCCUCCCCUCUGAGCUCCAGGCUGCGCUCACCGGCCGCCUCACUGCCCUUUAGAGCCGCUCAGUACCUCCUGCUGGUCCGUGUGCACCACUGCACCUUAACAUCACACACACACACACACACACACACUCAAAGGGUCAUGGUUGUUGUAAUUAAAUUUUGAUAAAGGCACAGUCACUGUUACACGUCAGUGGUGCACGGAGAAGACGACACACACACACUGAAAUGUUCAGUCUUUCACUCGCCCACACACACACACACACACACACAAAUGCUUCACCGCAGAGUCGAGCAGACGCGCGCGCACACACACGUGUGCGGUCUCUCUUUUCUCUUUCAUUCGUCUUUUUGUGAGGUGUCUCCAUCACGCACGUCCUCCAGGUUUUCCAUGCUGUCCGUCCUCCUCUCUCUCACUGCCUUGUUUUCCUUCAAAAUUGCCCCCACAACAAACUAUUGGCUCUGAAUUGCACUCUCUUUCUGAAAUUCUAUUUGGCAGACUGUUUUCAUGAGUCAUUACUGAAGUAGUUUUUCAGGGGUUCUUCAACAAACAAACAAACAAACAAACAAACAAACAAACAAAAAGGCUUAGGCUUGACUGAUGUUCUUUUAGUAGUGAUUUUUGAUUCGCCAUGGUUUCUAAAAAUGCUGCUACCCAUUUGUAAAUAUACGUGUCCUUGCUGGUAAGAUGUACAUAUGUAGAAAACAAACCCCUGCUAGUAAAGUGUACUGCUAUUUGAACCAAAUAUGUGGUUAUUUUAAAAAUAAAUUUGACAUCAGAAAUGUUAUAUUAACAUUUAAGUUCUGUAGUUUUCUAUGUCACAAUUUUUUGUAGUGGGUGGAAAAAAAAAAUCAAAAUUUAUUGCUCAUAGACUUUUUUGGUGAUAUUUCCUCUCACACGUUUUAUCCUGUGUGGCAAAAAAUUUUGAAGAAAAAAAAAACAAA